UGUGGAGGCGGGGUGGUCGGGGGGCCCCGGGGGGGCCGGGGCCGAGCAGCCGCCCGGACACAUGUCGAGGCUCCGCGGCGGAGACAUGAGAGCUGCCGCUGCCGAGCUCCGCACCUCCCCGCUCCCUCACUGAGCUCCUGGCCCAGCCAUGUUCGGCACAGAGUCCUCAUUAAGCAUGUUUCUCAACACCCUGACGCCCAAGUUCUACGUGGCCCUGACCGGCACCUCGUCCCUCAUAUCCGGACUCAUAUUGAUCUUCGAGUGGUGGUACUUCAGGAAAUAUGGGACGUCCUUCAUCGAGCAGGUGUCCGUGAGCCACCUGCGCCCCCUGCUGGGCGGAGUGGACAGCAGCGCUCCCAGCAGCUCCAACACCAGCAACGGAGAGGCCGACUCCAGCCGGCAAAGUGUCUCUGAAUGUAAAGUGUGGAGAAAUCCGCUCAACUUAUUUCGUGGAGCUGAAUAUAAUCGUUAUACGUGGGUAACGGGUCGAGAGCCGCUGACCUACUACGACAUGAACCUGUCGGCGCAGGACCACCAAACCUUCUUCACCUGCGACUCGGACCACCUGCGGCCCGCAGACGCCAUCAUGCAGAAGGCGUGGAGGGAAAGGAACCCACAGGCUCGAAUCUCAGCAGCACACGACGCCCUGGAGCUGGAAGACUGCGCGACGGCGUACAUCCUCCUGGCCGAGGAGGAGGCCACCACCAUCAUGGAGGCGGAGCGGCUAUUUAAACAGGCGCUGAAGGCUGGCGAGGGCUGCUACCGCCGCAGCCAGCAGCUGCAGCACCACGGUACACAGUACGAAGCCCAGCACAGAAGAGACACCAACGUGCUGGUGUAUAUAAAGAGGAGGCUGGCCAUGUGCUCCAGAAAGCUGGGCCGGACACGAGAGGCAGUUAAAAUGAUGAGAGAUUUAAUGAAGGAGUUCCCUCUCCUCAGUAUGUUCAACAUCCACGAGAACCUGCUGGAGUCGCUGCUGGAGCUCCAGAACUACGCCGACGUCCAGGCGGUUCUGGCCAAGUACGACGAUAUUAGUUUACCCAAAUCUGCAACAAUAUGCUACACAGCAGCCUUGCUCAAAGCCAGGGCGGUGUCAGACAAGUUUUCUCCAGAGGCGGCGUCCAGGAGGGGGCUGAGCACAGCAGAGAUGAACGCAGUAGAAGCCAUCCACAGAGCGGUGGAGUUCAACCCCCACGUGCCCAAAUAUUUGCUGGAGAUGAAGAGUCUGAUUCUUCCUCCAGAACACAUUCUGAAGAGAGGCGACAGCGAGGCCAUCGCCUACGCCUUCUUCCACCUGCAGCACUGGAAGAGGGUGGAGGGGGCGCUCAACCUGCUGCACUGCACGUGGGAGGGCACGUUCAGGAUGAUCCCGUAUCCGCUGGAGAAAGGUCACCUGUUCUACCCGUAUCCCAUCUGCACGGAGACGGCAGACCGAGAGCUGCUACCCACAGUGUUCCACGAGGUGUCGGUUUACCCCAAGAAGGAGCUGCCCUUCUUCAUCCUGUUCACGGCGGGACUCUGCUCCUUCACCGCCAUGCUGGCCCUGCUCACGCACCAGUUCCCCGAGCUCAUGGGGGUGUUCGCUAAAGCUUUCCUCAGCACGCUGUUCGCUCCGCUCAACUUCAUCAUGGAGAAGGUGGAGAGCAUCCUGCCGUCCAGCCUGUGGCACCAGCUGACCCGCAUCUGACCGGACCGGACCCGGACCCGGACCCGGACCCGGGCCGGCACUCGGAGCCGAGCUCCGCUGGGACUUAAACAGCUGGACUGAAACCGGGCCGGCGCCUCUGUGCCAAGCGGACAGCAGCUGAGACGGUGACGUCCAGAACGGGCCUGCCGGUUCUGGUGGCGAGUUUCCGGGCCUCCGGUCCUCUCAAGCUGUUCUUUUGUUGAUCACGUGAUCAUUUAAAAAAGUGAAAAAAGGAAAAAAAAAUUACAAUAAAGGACUUUUUGUGUAUCGCUGCACGUCGGCUUCUUCGCGCCACUUUCAUUUGAGCGGAACCAGAACCUGGAGACGGCCGGGCUGAUGGGACACCGAGGCCCGGGAUGGUGAGGGUUAACAGGUCAACGGGUUGCCAUGGAGAUGGUCACAGAGAGGUCUGAAGGAGUUAAAUCAGCCGCCGGUCCGUUUCUAGAUGCUGGUUUAAAGG
Molecule: messenger RNA, 2147 nt
Organism: Cololabis saira (Pacific saury)
Lineage: Eukaryota; Metazoa; Chordata; Actinopteri; Beloniformes; Belonidae
Product: suppressor of tumorigenicity 7 protein homolog
Exons: 16
Coding region: 149-1687 (512 amino acids)
Source: RefSeq, a predicted model, not a curated record